Molecule: messenger RNA, 1943 nt
Organism: Rhizophagus irregularis DAOM 181602=DAOM 197198
Lineage: Eukaryota; Fungi; Glomeromycota; Glomeromycetes; Glomerales; Glomeraceae
Molecular function (GO): protein binding
Source: RefSeq, a predicted model, not a curated record
GCAUAUGAUGCUGCUGAAUCUUCACAUUCUUCACUUUUUUUAAAAAUAAAUAAAUAAACAUGGACGACGCUGCGAUUAACAUCAAUGAAAUUGACGACGAUAAAAUUGAUAUUAAUAAUGAUAUUGAUAAACCACAUAACAAUAAACCUAUUACUAGAAUAGGUGUGUCACCAAAUGGAAAAUAUUACGUUACUUAUAGAGAAGACGGUAAUGGUUCAAUUAUCGGUUGGAAUAUUAAAAGUAUAGAUGAAAAUGAUGAACUUGGACCAGGAUUCAAAUUAAGUAAAUCAAGUACAUUUGGAUAUUUAUACCAAAUUUGUGUUUCUGAUUAUAAGGAACUUGCGUAUAUUAAUGAGUCCCGCAACAUAGAAAUUUACGAUAUGUUGAAUGGUGAACAAAAAAUUAAAUUAGAUUGUGGCCAUCUCUUUUCCAAAUAUGGUUAUUCUACCUUUAACUUAAAAGGUGAAUUUAUUUUAUACGAAAUGGAUGAUAAUAUUAUUUUUGUUUACUCCACACAAACUAAAAUUAACAAACGGAAGUGUAAAAAAUGGAAAUGUGAAAGAAUGUAUAAAAUACCGAAAAAUUUCGAGCUUAUUAGCAUAUCAAAAUAUGAUAAACUCUAUUUAUUUUCGAAUAAUUCAAUUUAUGUAUGGGACCUUGUUACUGAAAAAGGUACAAAAAUAUGUGGUUUUGACGAAGAGAUAAAAUAUACUUUUUACAGUGAGUCAAAUAUCAGAAUUUCUAGUAAUGAGGAGUUUAUUUGUAUAGGAAUCAACAAUAAAAUUAUUAUUUAUUCGAUUGAGUUAAAAAUUCUUAUUGCUUCUUUGGAUAUUAAUGAAGAUAUUCACCUACAUAAUUUUAGUCAUACCACUUUGAUCCCCUUAUUAAUUUCUUUAUUAAAUGGUAGUACUAUUAUGAAACAUUGUUGGAAUGAAUUUUUAGACCGUUUAAAAGGCAAAUCCCAAUUAUCAAUAGAAUAUCAGACUGAUGAAAGUUUCCCAGAUAAUUUUCAUGUUACAUCUGAAUAUGCAAUUAGAAUUCUAGAUGGGCAUGUUUGGAAGAUUAAACUUGAAGAAAUUUUAGUAAAAAUGAAUUUGACAUCCGGAAAUCCUGAUGAAAUUGUUGAAAGCUGGUACUUUAAUGAUGAAACGUAUGAAAAAUAUGAUCACUUAAAUUUUAACUUAUUGAAUUCACAUUUGGUUACUGUACGAGAAUUAUUUAAAGAUAAUAUAGAUAAGAGUAAAUUACACAUACAACAAGAAUGGCCUUCUAAUUUAAUUAAAUGGACAAUUUAUAUUAGGAACGGAACAUUCAGGCUGCAAGUUUUUAAAAAUAAUGGUGAUUUUAUUUGUGAAAAAGUUGAAAGUUGGGAUUAUAGCGCAAGUUUAAUUGAAAGUAAGCUACACAAUGACAGUGAUAUAAUUGUAUUGGCAACAAAUGGUCUUUAUAUUUAUCAUUUAGAUGAAAUUAACAAAUCUAUUUCUUUAAAUUACUAUUAUUAUAUGAAGACAAAAAAAUUAAAAAAUUACAUAAGAUUGUUUUCUGGUCCUACUUUACCUUUACCAAAUUAUGAAAGUUUCAAAUUGAAUGAUAAAUGGGUUUUACGUGUAAAAGAUAAUAAGGAAAGCCUUCUAAAAUAUGGCAUUGAAUUAUUAACAUUUGCAAUUGAAGAUCAUAGAUUAGACUUAAUAGAUGAUAUCUAUAAAAAAUGCAUAGAUUAUUUUAAAGAGGAUUUAAGGAAUAAUAGAAUGUUUUUAAGUAUUAUUACUUCUACAAUGCCAUUAUUAAAUGAAUAUUAUCCAGAAUAUAUUUCAAGAUAUUCAUCAGAAACUAUUAUGAUCAUAGAUUCUGCUUUAUAUAGUACAAAAUAUAUGAAUAACAAUUUACAUCUCCAUUCUUUUCAGUAUCUUCAAAUAGUUAAUUUAACCAAGUCAAUUUGGUAG